UGGUUAGCCAAUAUCCGGGUCCCUAAAAUUUCCUUGAGCAGUUCUCAACCAACUCAACCAAAAACUUCAUAGAAGAAAGAAAUGUCUGCCGUUCGUGCCCUUCGUCAACUGUCGCGUACUUCUUGCGUGGCUUCCCGUAAUGUCAGCCGCAUCGCUACUGUUGCCUUUUCCAGAGCAGCUACCUCUCAACUUCCUGCUUCAAAAAGGACGUUCUCAGUUUCCGCUAGGGUGUUUGGACAGGGUGCUACUGAUAAUGCACUCUCUACCAAGUUGGCAGAAGAACUCAAAUAUGAGACUGAGAAUGUAAUCAAGUCCGACACUCCGGAAUUCUUGCAGGCCUUCAAAGCUCAAGGCGUGUGGGAGAUUGAGGACGCCGCAUAUCAGGAUGAAGUGACGCUUACUCGCAAGUUUGGGAAUGAGACCCUGAGGGUGAUGUUCUCAAUCGCCGACGUCCGAGCAGAAGAGGAUGAAUCCCUCAAUAACGAGGAAGCUCUAGAACGUGAUGAAGAACCUGAAGAACAUGAUGAGGAGGUAUUAAACAGCUUCCCCAUCCGUGUCUCCGUGUCUGUCACCAAGGCUUCUACGCUUGGUUCCCUUUCAGUGGACAUGCUUGUUCAAGAUGGGCACUUCGUCAUUGACAACAUCACUUCUUACCGUGACUCGAAGAUUGGUACGGAGUUAACCGCCGAGGCUGACUGGAAGCGAAGGGGUAUCUAUAUCGGUCCGCAGUUCGACACACUUGAUGUCGGUCUUCAGGAGGAGUUCAACAAGUGGCUGGAAGAACGUGGCAUCAACGAUUCCGUGGCCCUCUUCAUCCCCGAGUAUGCCGAAUACAAGGAGCAAGUGGAAUACGUGAGAUGGCUUGAGGGCGUCAAAGGCUUCAUCGACCAGUAAAUCAUCCAAGUGUCGCCUGAUGAUGCACAAAAAGCGAGCAUAUCUGUCUUAUCCACCACCGCGGCGACAUGAUCAAUACUCGGUUAAUGAUAUAUACGAUAGAUAAUCUCCAUAAUAGUACACCGCUCAACUACAGCUUCUGCAAGUCAUUCCGCGGCCAGCUCGCGUUGUGACGCGUGUUCGGGAAAUUUCCCGGAUGUUGUCGGAUGUCGUCGA
This is a messenger RNA of Marasmius oreades (fairy-ring Marasmius), 1110 nucleotides long. RefSeq lists its product as uncharacterized. Gene Ontology annotation, cellular component: mitochondrial matrix. Gene Ontology annotation, biological process: cytosolic ribosome assembly. Lineage: Eukaryota; Fungi; Basidiomycota; Agaricomycetes; Agaricales; Marasmiaceae. The coding region runs from base 82 to 894 and encodes 270 amino acids. The transcript is spliced from 7 exons. The record is from RefSeq and is a predicted model, not a curated record.